AGAAAAUGACGCACGGCGGCAACUGCAUACACUGAGAAUCAGACCAAGGAGCUCUUACGGACCGCAGUCCGGUCAAACGGUCUUGCACUCAAGUACUGUGUUCCUGAGCUUGUCGACAAACCCAUAGUCGCCGACGCCGUCCGCGAAAACCCAUACGCACUUCGAUUUGUGACCAAUGACGACUUCCGAUGCGAUCAAGCCCUCCUGCAAAAGCUUUUGGACGGAGCCAGUCCGAUGCUGCGUACGGAUUGGCACAUCCAACUGCCGAGAAGUACACCUAUGCUAGCCGGAACUCAACCUCAGAGCUGCUGCUCGGAACCACUCAAGACAAAUGCAGUAGACGAUGUCGUUCCGCGCAUCAAAAACAAGUGCUCUUCCUGCUCACUGGCGCUGCUGAAAAACAAGGCCAAGCCUUGGCCUUGUUCUUCGAAGGGCAAGCGGAUUUGCUAUCACGAGCGCGAUGAAACCAUACGCAGGCAAGCAUGCUUGAUGCAGCGUUACAUUCAAAUAAGUGACUUCUGCGGUGACGGUGAGCACGUCUGUAAUGCAGUAUGCUACCGACAGGACCACUACUACCCCCACAGCAUAGAACCACUCAACUUCGGUGAGUGGGAAUCUUUCACGAAUCCAAGUCUAGCAGCCCGCUUUGAUGACGUUCAAGAAGAGGAGUACGACAGUGUUCCGGAAGAGCUGUCAGCCUUGGUGUUGCAGUAUGAAUCGCCUCUGCAGCAUCGAGUUCGUGACUCAGAAGAAGUAGUGCGUCGUUGCGUACAACUUGAUGGACUAGCCCUCGAGCAUGCGAGUCCACGGCUUCGCCAAAACAAGGAAAUUGUAAAAGCCGCAGUUGCACAAAAUCAUGACGCCCUCCUUUUUGCCGGAACCAACCUUCGCCAAGAUCCUGAAUUCAUAGUCCAACUCAUGGAGGACACAUGUGCCGAAGUAUUUUGGAAUGCUGACAAAGAAGGUGUGCAGGGCAUCUUGCUGCAAGGACAGGCAAGGCCGGAUCUAUCUUUGCGGGCACUACUGGUGUACCCGUCGCUCUUGAAAUUUCUUUCUUCGGAGAUGGCAGACUACCCUGGCAUUGCAGAGAAAGUACUGCAGCUAGACGGAAAAAUCCUCGAGUUCCUCCCACCGGCCUUCCGAAGCGACAGACACUUCGUCAAGAUAGCGAUGAAGUCGGGCGGUUUGUUGCACCACGCACCGGAGACACUGCAAAGCGAUGCUGCGUAUGAAAGGAAGCGAAGCGUUCACCUUCCCGACACGUGUUACAAUACAUUUCUUCAAUGUUCUGCAUCUCUUGUGUUGAUUACACUCCUAGUAUCUCGGCUUGGUCUUCUUAUCACUUCUCUGAUGGGUAGAGCAUAUGCGGCAGCCCGCUUUGCGUCAACACGCCUCGCGCUCGCGCUGGAGUGUGAAAAAAACCCAGGACAGAGCGCAGGUGCCAGGAUUCUUCUAUCGACAUUCGAUGUGUUACAUACAGAAAUGGCAUGGAUCGUGCUAUCCGCGAUAGCUGCGUGACAAAUUACGUGUAUAUAAAUAAACCAUGGGGAAUGUCAAUGUGGGUCUUCUUACUUCUUGUCCAUAACUACCUGAUCAGAGAGAUGCUUCUCUCGCACUCGGCGCAGUUGGAUGUUGAGCCGACCACGCCACCCUACGAAGACAAGCGUUUCCUGAAGACUUACUGGCCAUAUACAAUCGACAACCCGUGCAACGACUUGGAACUACUAGAGGCUGCGCUCCGCCUUGGUAUAGCAAACCACGAGCACAUUCAUCCGCUAGUUGCUGAUGUUCCCUCGAUUGUGCACCUGACCUUGCCGAAACUGCGCAAUUCUGUUGGUUUGGUUUACCCCGGCAAAGUGCCAAAGGGUCUGGAUGAAAUCCCACAGGUGAUGCGAAACGAUCCAUUUGUCCAGCGAGAGUUCUACGUGGAAACCGUCACUCGGAGUAGGCGCAACCUGGACCGGGACGUCAUUUUAGCGGGAAUCAAAUCCGAAAAUCCGAUGUUUUGCGCCGAUUUCUUUUUCAACAUGAACCUG
Amoebophrya sp. A120 is the source of this 2036-nucleotide messenger RNA. NCBI's taxonomy places the organism in Eukaryota, Dinophyceae, Syndiniales, Amoebophryaceae. The record is from the annotation of a GenBank genome assembly.